UGCUGCUGUAUAUUUACAGCCCCCUGUGGUGGGGAAGCAGAUGCCCCCAGGAUCCACUCUCGAAGGAGAUCCCACACAGACACUGGGAGAUAUGGAUUCAAAGCUGCACAAUUUCCGAUUUCAGUUCCUGUUGUUGCUGUGGUUGUGCGGGCUAACUUUCUGCACUCAGACCGUGCCUCCAAAUCUAACACCAGCUCAAUGGUUUCAAAUCCAGCACAUACAUCCGUCCAGUAACAUCAGUUGCAACAGUGCAAUGCGGAUGGUUAACAGUUACACAGGACACUGCAAAGGCAAGAACACCUUUCUUCAUGUGCCAUUUCCAAAUGCUGUGAGUGUUUGUCAUACCCGAUCUAGACGCUGCUUAAGAAGCCCCAGGAAAAAUUGCCAUAAAAGCAAAGUGCUGGUCCAUUUAACUGACUGUAAUCUCACGGGAGGCUCGCAUAAUUUCAGCAACUGCAGAUAUAAACAGAAACUAAAGAAAAAAUUCUUCGUAAUUGCUUGUACUCAAAGAUCUCCCGAGGACUCUCCCGCAUACCAAAUAGUUCCAGUUCACCUGGAUGGGACGGUUUAGCUUCUAUGCCAUCUGUCAUCUGCCAAGCUCCACAAUGAUAGCUAAAAUCCUGUCCCUCCAACCACCCUGGAUGUCACCAUCUGUCCUCAUCACACCUUCCUCAACCCCUCUCAAGCUUUGCUGAGCCUACAUGGUGUUGACACAAUAAACUUUGCAGAAUCA
Molecule: messenger RNA, 733 nt
Organism: Ochotona curzoniae (black-lipped pika)
Lineage: Eukaryota; Metazoa; Chordata; Mammalia; Lagomorpha; Ochotonidae
Product: eosinophil cationic protein 1-like
Exons: 2
Coding region: 41-571 (176 amino acids)
Molecular function (GO): nucleic acid binding
Source: RefSeq, a predicted model, not a curated record